AUGUCUCGUCAAUACAUAAAGUUUCCUUCUCAAGCAGAAGUAUGCUCUGUGAUGGAUGGUUUCAACACACUGGCUGGAUUUCAUGGAGUCAUUGGUACAGUGGAUUUCACUCACAUAAGGAUUAAGGCACAGUUUGAAAAUGGUGAAAUACCAGUCGGUCACUUACUAGGAGAUAGUGGCUAUGCAUGCAGACCUUACUUAUUGACACCACUUUCAAAUCCACAGGGUGUGGCAGAGCACCGAUAUAAUAGGUCUCACAUUACAUCAAGGAACACUGUGGAGAGACAAUAUGUGAGUACAGUUGUCUUGCAUAAUAUUGCAAGGAGCACAAGCAAGGAAGAGCCACCAAAAGAUACAGAAAUUAUGCAGCUGCUGUGGCUAUUACGUAGUGAGAGGGGCCCGAUAUCGACGAUAAUGAGCCAAUGCCUCCUGCUCAAUAAAUGUAUCGGGAUGACACAUUACCAGGACGAGCAGUUCACACUAUAG
Messenger RNA from Schistocerca americana (American grasshopper), 486 nucleotides. Its product is annotated as putative nuclease HARBI1. The record is from RefSeq and is a predicted model, not a curated record. The coding region runs from base 1 to 486 and encodes 161 amino acids. The transcript has 3 exons. Lineage: Eukaryota; Metazoa; Arthropoda; Insecta; Orthoptera; Acrididae.